Puntigrus tetrazona (Sumatra barb) is the source of this 573-nucleotide messenger RNA. It is a transcript of the gene pnx, whose product is annotated as posterior neuron-specific homeobox. Lineage: Eukaryota; Metazoa; Chordata; Actinopteri; Cypriniformes; Cyprinidae. Gene Ontology annotation, biological process: regulation of transcription by RNA polymerase II; cell differentiation. Gene Ontology annotation, cellular component: nucleus. The transcript is spliced from 2 exons. Gene Ontology annotation, molecular function: DNA-binding transcription factor activity, RNA polymerase II-specific; RNA polymerase II cis-regulatory region sequence-specific DNA binding. The record is from RefSeq and is a predicted model, not a curated record. Bases 1 to 573 code for a protein of 190 amino acids.
AUGCACGAAGAAACCGGUAACUCACCGGUGCUGGGGAAAACCUCUUUUUCCAUCGCAGACAUCCUGGAUCCCUCCAAGUUCACCGGGAAACAUCAGGAGGCGCAGAGAGACGUCGAAGCGCGGGAAACCUCAAGUAAACCUGCAAAUAAAGACGGCGCGGAGACAACUGCGUGGGGAACCGCAGCAGACUCGAACACCCCCGGUAAUUCUGGCGUGAAGGGGAAAUCGAAGCGAAUCCGAACCGCGUUCACACUGGAUCAGCUGCGCAUCCUGGAGCGAAGCUUCCAGAACAGCCAUUAUCUGUCGGUGUUUGAGCGCCACUGCAUCGCUGCAGCUCUCCGUCUCUCCGAAACACAGGUCAAGAUCUGGUUUCAGAACCGACGCACCAAAUGGAAGAAGGAACAAGAAGGUCACGGAGGAGAGGAGCAGAACCCUUGCGCGCAUCCGGCGUUCGCGCACAAUCUGUUAAUGCAUGCGCUGCCUGGACAUCACGCAAACCGUGUGCAUUAUUACACACCACAAACACUGUACCAGAACACACCUUACCAUCACAACACCAUCAUGAUGUUCUGA